Molecule: messenger RNA, 2547 nt
Organism: Lodderomyces margitis
Lineage: Eukaryota; Fungi; Ascomycota; Pichiomycetes; Serinales; Debaryomycetaceae
Gene: NAN1
Product: Nan1p
Exons: 1
Coding region: 1-2547 (848 amino acids)
Biological process (GO): positive regulation of transcription by RNA polymerase I; positive regulation of rRNA processing
Cellular component (GO): nucleolus
Molecular function (GO): protein binding; RNA binding
Source: RefSeq, a predicted model, not a curated record
AUGCCUUCUGCUAGCAUAGACGAAUGGUCACUAUCCAUGUUGACAGGGGGUGUACCGAACCACUUCCCUUAUUCACAAACCACAGCAUCAGUAUUUUCCCACGAUGGAAGAUAUUUAAUCACUACGUUAACUCAUCAAAUCAGAGUCUACUUCAUAUCCACCAGACAAUGCAUAAAGACGAUAGACAUUGACUUAAAUGACUUGGUAGAUGUAAAAUUGGAUGUAACUAAUCCAAAUCACGUUAUUCUUUUUAAAAGUUUUGGAGAAAUCAUCACUGUCAAUUACAAAGAUAAAUUGGCUGAAGCCGUAGUUGCAAAGACUUCAAUACAACAACAGUUGGGUAACUUGCUUCUAUUGUCAGUUGUAUGCGUGAAGCAUACAAAGUAUAUUGUCAUCACUGGAAAGAGAGAUAAGAAGAAGGGGUUUAGUCCUCAUACAAGAUACAUCAACUCAAUUGAUAGAACAUCAGAACUGGUGACCGUUAUCGGUGAUGUCCAAAACGUGCUAAUGUAUUCAGUAUCGUUAGAUACUUCAAAGUUGGCAUUUGUCAUGAAUGAUCAUAAGGUAUUGUUGGUGGAUUUGGCCACUUAUUACACCAACAGUGAAGAAGACCAACAGGUGUCUACAUCUGUACCAAAUUUGGAGUCAUUGAUUGUGAAGGAAGUGAUACCAUUUCAGUACAGGUCUCCAGUUACAUCAGUAGCAGUAUCUAAUGAUUCGCUAAUUGCAUUGGGAACAAACUCGGGAGUAAUUCAACUCUUGUAUGGAGGACUUGUCAACAAUGACAAGGCACAACAACGUGUUUUCAAAUGGCACAUUGACCAAGUUAAUGCCCUACAAUUUUCACAUGAUAAUAAUUAUCUUCUCUCUGGUGGUGCUGAAAAAGUGUUGGUAUUUUGGCAAUUGGAGACAGAAAAGAAGCAAUUUUUACCAAGAUUGAAUGGGGUUAUUGAUAAAAUAAAUAUUGACAAUUACAAAAAUGACUAUGUUGAGUUAUUAUUGAAAACGGAUGUUAACAAUUAUGAGAUUUUGGUAUUGUCAUUGGUGGAUCUUGUGUCUAGAUUAUCGGUGAAUACCAUAAGACCCAAGUUUACCAAUAAUGUGAAAACAACUUUAUCACGUACCAAAAAGAGACUUGCAAAAGAAGGGUUGGAUCAGUUCAAUAAACUUAAAUUGAGGUAUGAUUACAGUUGUCAAUUUGAGAUCCACCCAAAGACAAAAAACUUGUACUUCCCCAACGACUCAUCGAUUCAAUCAUUUGAUCUAGUCAAGAAUGAACAAAGUUUUAUUCAACAUGCAGCACCAGUAUUAUCCACCGGUAAAGUACGCUCUGAAACUAAACUACUCGACCCGCAAAUUUCAUUACUACAAUUCACAAUCGAUGGUGAGUGGAUGUGUACUUAUGAUGAGGUAACUAGUGCUGAAAUUGAUUGUCUUUUGUCCACCAAUGAUAAGCAAUAUGCCUUGAAGUUUUGGAAAUUUAUUGAAAAUAAAGAUAAAGAAAAGGAUAAAGAUCGUGAUAAUCGAAAUGGGUAUUGGGAGUUAACGACCAAGAUUCUUGAUCCUCAUGGGAAAUUGUCACCUGUUAUGGCCUUGGUCCCAGCUCCCACCUCAUAUUUCAACGGAGUGGCAUUCUUGACUGCUGAUGACAAAGGUGGUGUUCGUGUAUGGAGGCCAUCGUACCCCAAGGAGAUUUACAAAGUUGCUACGCCUGCUAAUAAAUCGCAACAAAUUGCUUGGUCUUUGCGCAAACAAAAGCCAUCGUCAAACACUGUAUCAGAUGCAGUGGCAUUAGCAUGGUCAGAUGACAGUUCGAUUAUAUUUCUCAGUCAUGAAUGUUCCAUCACUUGCUUUGAUAGUAGGACGUUUGAUCCUUUGGAAUUCCAACUUCCAAUAUUAACCGAAUCUAAAAUCAGAUCCAUCAAAUAUUUAAACAACUAUCUCGUUGUUUUAUCGAAAACGAGAUUUUUCGUUUAUGAUUUAAUCAAGGGUCAAUUAACCAGUUUAGUGACCAAAGUGUCAACAACUAGUGGUGGCAAGAAUUUAAUAACGGUUGAUUCAACAAGAAACCUCAUUUGCUUAGCUAUCAAUUCAUAUACCAAUUUUGAAUCAGAUUGGGAAAACUUGCAAAUUGCAUCAAAAGUGUACAUAUUCAAACCAAAUCAAUUGAAACCGGUGUCGGUGCAUACACAUACACUGGGUGUUGCCUCGGUUAAAUGCGAUGCUAAUGGAUUUAUAUUUGUUGAUUUGGAUACUCGUGUUGGCUCGUUGAAUUCAGCAUUGUUGGACGUGGAAAGUAAUGACGUAGCUGGAUUGACCAACGAAAUCAACCAAAUGUUAAUCACAGCACAAGCAAACGUUGACUUGUUAAAUAAUGGUAAUAAUGCACCAGUCAAGUAUCAGUCAAAUGGAAAUGCUCCUGAUGAGGAGAUGGAGGAUGCUGGCUCAAAAGUCAUUGACUUACAUACCUUCCAGCCCAUUUUCCAAAACCUUGAUGGAAUUCAAAUAGAGACUAUAUUUGAUCGUAUAUCGGAUAUUCUUAAGUAA